This is a messenger RNA of Rosa rugosa (rugosa rose), 1944 nucleotides long. Its product is annotated as non-specific phospholipase C1. Gene Ontology annotation, biological process: phospholipid catabolic process. NCBI's taxonomy places the organism in Eukaryota, Viridiplantae, Streptophyta, Magnoliopsida, Rosales, Rosaceae. The transcript has 3 exons. The record is from RefSeq and is a predicted model, not a curated record. Gene Ontology annotation, molecular function: hydrolase activity, acting on ester bonds. Bases 213 to 1808 code for a protein of 531 amino acids.
AAAAAAAAAAAAAAUCUUGAAUUCGGCCGUUGAAAGAAGAAACCAAAUCGCUACUCAACAAACGAAGCCUCCAUCUCAGAAAGGCGUUAUCUUUGAUUCUCCCAAAGCAUAUACUCCUAUACCAUUUCCAACCUCUACAACUCUUUGUUCCUCAUCUUCACCACCACUCAAAGCUUUUGGCUUUUUCUCUCUCUCUCUCUGGGUCACCGGACAUGGCUUUCCGGCGACCUUCUUUCACCUCGGCUCUCUUCCUCUGCGUCCUGCUACUGUCCACCCAUUCUUCUAUUGCGCGCAAAACCCACAAAAUCCGAGGACCCAUCAAAACCGUCGUCGUUUUGGUCAUGGAAAACCGCUCCUUUGACCAUAUCCUCGGCUGGCUCAAGUCGACCCGACCCGAAAUCGACGGUUUAACCGGCAAAGAAUCGAACCGGCUCUCCGUUUCCAACCCGAAUUCCCCGAAAGUCCACGUCUCCAGCGACGCCGGCUUCAUCGACUCCGAUCCCGGCCACUCGUUCCAGGCGAUCCGGGAACAGAUAUUCGGAUCCCACCGGAGCUCCGGCAACCCGGCCCUGAUGAACGGGUUCGCCCAGCAGGCCGAGUCCAUGUCCCCGGGCAUGGCCGCCACCGUCAUGAGCGGCUUCAAACCGGAGGUCCUCCCCGCCUACACCGAGUUAGCCAACGAGUUCGCCGUCUUCGACCGGUGGUUCGCUUCCGUCCCGGCGUCGACCCAGCCGAACCGGUUCUACGUCCACUCCGCCACGUCACACGGCGCCACCAGCAACGUCCGGAAGGACCUAAUCCACGGGUUCCCUCAGCGAACCAUCUUCGACUCCCUGGACGAAAAUGACCUCAGCUUCGGGAUUUAUUACCAGAACAUCCCCGCCUCCCUGUUCUUCAAGAGCCUCAGGAAGCUGAAGCACGUGACCAAGUUCCACAGCUACGCCUUGAAGUUCAAGCUCCACGCCAAGCUCGGGAAGCUGCCCAACUACGCCGUCAUCGAGCAGCGGUACUUCGACGUUAAGGAGAUGCCGGCCAAUGACGACCACCCGUCGCAUGACGUGGCGAGAGGGCAGAGGUUCGUGAAGGAGGUGUACGAGACUCUGAGGAAGAGCCCGCAGUGGAAAGAAAUGGCAUUGCUGAUUACUUAUGAUGAGCACGGUGGGUUUUACGACCAUGUGCCUACGCCUAUUUCGGGUGUUCCUAGUCCUGAUGGGAUUACCGGGCCUGACCCGUUUUACUUCCGGUUUGACCGGUUGGGGGUUCGGGUGCCUACCAUUCUUGUCUCCCCCUGGAUCGAAAAGGGUACCGUGAUCCAUGAGCCAACAGGGCCAACACCACAUUCCCAGUUUGAGCAUUCUUCUAUUCCCGCAACUGUAAAGAAGCUUUUCAAUUUAAAAUCCAACUUCCUGACAAAGAGAGAUGCAUGGGCUGGUACUUUUGAGAAUUACUUUUACCUCCGUGACACUCCUCGUGAUGAUUGUCCAGAAACUCUUCCAGAGGUGACGAAAUCACUGAGGCCAGGGGGACCUAAAGAAGACAUAAGCCUCUCAGAGUUUCAGGUUGAACUGAUCCAACUUGCAUCCCAGCUCAACGGUGAUCAUGUACUCAACACUUACCCCUAUAUCGGCGAAAGAAUGAACGUGCGCGAAGCCAACAGUUAUGCAGAGGAUGCUGUCAAGAGGUUCCUGGAAGCUGGAAGAGCUGCUCUUAAAGCCGGAGCCAACGAGUCUGCAAUUGUUAUGAUGAGACCAUCUCUCACUAGCCGAGUUAAAAUGCAAGAUCAUGGUUCGUACCUAGAAUCCCAAUGAUUACCUUUCAAAGUUAGCUACUGUAAUUAGGAGUAAUCACUACAUCUGUAUAGAACCUAGUUAUUGACUGUAUGACAAUGUUGAGCCUUCCACUACUAUUAUGGUUUAUCAAGCUAGCCGGUUAUAUGGUACACAA